Messenger RNA from Misgurnus anguillicaudatus (oriental weatherfish), 2490 nucleotides. Lineage: Eukaryota; Metazoa; Chordata; Actinopteri; Cypriniformes; Cobitidae. The record is from RefSeq and is a predicted model, not a curated record.
AAGGUGAAAGAGAGACGUUUCGAACGAGCCUACCUUCGAGUCUGGCCGACGUUCGGGGACGGAGCUAGGGGCAUUUGAAUACGAGGACAAAUUCGUUAUAUCUUUGGAAGGGAAGGUCCCAGAGACUCGGGGGUCGGAUCGUUUUAAAGGGGGCGACGAGACCUUUCCGACGACACCGACCCCACCUCUCUACGACUUUCCUGGGCCGAGAUAAUUUUUUCUUUGGUUUUUCUUUAAUUGUUUCCAAAGGGCUCCAUCCCAGGAGACGUCUCUACGACAUUCCUGGGCCGAUAUAGUAUUUUUGUGUUUUUACUUAAAUUGUUUCCAAGGGGCUGCACCCCAGGAGAGUCUAAGUCGAGUCGGGCAGCUCGUGACAUCCAGGGUCUGAAAUAGCAGGAAAAGUGAAACAAUUGACUUUCGGGUCUAAAAAGUCAAAUAUACACGAAAGUCAAUCCGUUUCACUUUUCUAUCUAAAAAAGCCGGAGAAUAGAUAGAAAAGUGAAAUACGGGAGGUUCCGAUCUAUAUCGAUGAGCCAGCGCUCCGCCCCCUUUGCAAGGAGUAUAUAAGCUUAGAGCUCAAGUGACCUCCCCAUUCUUCUAUUUCUUCAUGCUCAAUCAUCUUGUGAAAUUUUUUCAAAAUGUCCAUUGUGCGGUCGUGACUAUGCUCAAUUAAGCCAGCAUCUGAAGGUGUUACACCGCGUGGUCAAUCUGGAGGAGAGACGCCUCCUUCUGGCGCUAGAGUCCGGCCGGGUCAACGUCCGUCAGGGACGUUGCCCCGUGCCGGGAUGCCAGAAGGAGGUGUCGAGAAUGGAUAGGCACCUCUUCUCCCACUCCGAGCUCUCGGCAAAGGCACGCCGGGUCGCCUUUGCCGAGAGCAAGCGGCAGAAAAUAUUGUUGGAGUUGGCAACACUGAGAGCCACGAACCCGGCGGUGCCGAUGGUGUCUUCCCUCGACCUGCGGGGGGAAGGAGAGCAGGCCGGGGAAGGCACCUCGGCCGCCGCCGCCGCCGAGGAAGACGCGGAGCCGCAGGACUGCGGCUCCGAGGCCUGUGCGCGGGCUCGCGACAGGCUGAGGGCGACCAACGCCGACCUGAAUGAUCAGGUCGACGCCCUCACGUCUUCCUUGGCCGAGCUCACGAGGCGCUACAAAAAACUUCUUCGUCGGCAGACGGCGAGGCCGGCUCAGGAAGUCCGGAGGGUGACGGGCAAGCUCCUCGGCGCUCUGGAGGCUCCGGUGUCUCCGGACCGGGAGGAGGCACCACCAGAGGCCACCGGAGACUCUCCUCCGGAGGUGGAAGCUGGUCCCGUCACGCCACCCCCGCUGCCUGAGGAGGAGGCGGAAGAGUCGAGCGGCCCUCAGUUUCCGGACCACGUGGUCGCCCUUAACGAGCUCCUGGCGGAGUUCAGGAGGCAUCACGAGGGGCCGGAACCCAGCCGGAAGCUGAGGGACAACGUGACAAGCAAAAUCUUCCGCAUCAGGGCCUUCGUGGCCUACGUGGCGGAGGGGAAGAGCAGGCUGGCCACGUUGCGGUUCAUGGACGACCCUGAGAGGAUGAGGACGUGGGUGACAAAUCUCAGGGCGUCCAAAAUGACCGAGACCACCUUGAACCACUACCUGAACAACGUGGCCCAGUUCCUCGAUUACAUCCAUGAGACCCCUCCGCCGACCUCCCGCCUGUCCAAGAAAUCCAUGCUGGGGAUCAGGCGGGAGGUCAGGGCCCUGCUGAAGGGCCUCCGUAGAGGUGUUGUCAUGCACCAAAUUGGGGUGAAGCAGGCCAAAGAGGGCCGCGUCAUCCCCAAGGCGGUGCUCCGUCAAUGCCUCUCGGAGGCCAAGAAACGCAUACCGGAGGUCCUGGACCAGCUCGAGAACGACCUCCAGCAAAAGACUCAGUUCUCGUUCUAUGGCUACUUGACGGCCUACUACGCCUCCAUUUACGGGCACCGGCUGGGGGUUUUCCAGAACCUCACCAUCCGGGAGGUGGAGGGGGCCGUCAAGUCGCCUAGCACGGGGGACUACCUCAUAAACAUCUCUCUACACAAGACGAACCGGGCGUUCGGCCCGGCGCAGCUGUCCCUGACCGCCGAGGAGUACGGAUGGUUUCGGCGGUUCCUGGCGCUGCGCGACCGGCUGGUCGGCGGGCCGGACGCCCGCUUGUUCUUUUACACAUCGACACCCAACCCCUGUAAGAACUUGAAUAACUACUUUCAGGGGGCUUGGGUGUCGAUGGGCCUGCCGGGGAAACCCACGUUCAUGGACGUGAGGACCUCCAGGACUUACCCACGUAAGCGCCGGACACACGCCCGUAACACCCACUCGAAGGCCGACCGGGAGAAAGUGUCGAAGUUCAUGUGCCACGACACCUCCACGGCCGACAGGUUCUAUGCUAUGAACCUGAACGUCAAGCAGGCCGUGGAGCACCGUCGGCUCUUCGAGGGGGCGUUGGUGGGGGAGGAGGUCUCGCCAGCGAAUCCGGCCGCCGAGGUAGAAUAA